AUGGCGUGCAGGCUCACGGCUCUGCCGAGGCCCAACACCGCCCGCUCGCUAUUGCGACUUGGCCGCGCUUCACCUCACCUCGCCGCCAGCACCGCACCGCUACCAUCACCAUCCUCGUGCAGACAGACACCACGUCUCCGCCACCCUGCACGCUGCUUUGUCACUUCUAGCCCAAAGUGUUCCUCGCAUUCCAUAGACAGCUCUUCCGCACAGGCAGACGCACCCACCCACUCGGCCCACCACGGCGCAUUCCACCCCUCGACCCACCGCUGCGGCGAGCUCGACCAGCACCACGCCGGCCAACAAGUCGUACUCGCAGGCUGGCUCGACUCGCUCCGCAUCGUAUCAAAGCACCUCGGAUUCGUCGCCCUCCGCGACCACACGGGCUCAGUACAGCUCGUGCUCCAGGCCGACGGCGACGAACGCCUCGAGGCCCUCAUCGCUUCCACCUCGUCGAUGCCCCUCCAGAGCGUCGUCCUCGCAACGGGUCACGUACAGCUCCGCCCAGAGGCAGAUCGCAACCCCUCGCUCCCCUCUGGAUUCAUCGAGAUCCGUCUCUCGUCGCUCCAGCUCCUCAACCCGGCACGGCGCGACCUCCCCUUCCUCCCCUCCGACUCGCAGCAUGCGGACCGCAUCUCGCCCGAGGUCAGGGCACGCUACCGCUACCUCGACCUCCGCCGAAAGGCCCUUGGCGACAACAUCCGCCUACGCAGCAGGAUCGCACAGUCCAUACGCACCCACCUCUACGACCAGGACUUUCUCGAAAUCGAAACCCCAAUCCUGCUCCGCAGCACGCCCGAGGGCGCAAGAGAGUUUCUCGUACCCACGCGGAUAGCCUCCUCCCCCUCAUCUACAGCAGGCAGUCAGCAACAGCAGCAACGACAUCCCGAACCCAGCUUCUAUGCCCUGCCGCAGUCGCCUCAGCAGCCCAAACAGCUCCUCAUCGCAUCCGGCGUCACCGAUAGAUACUUCCAGAUCGCAAAGUGCUUCCGCGACGAGGAUGGCAGAAAGGACCGCCAGCCAGAGUUUACCCAGAUCGACCUCGAGAUGGGCUUCGUCAGCGGCGGUCCUCCCUCUGCAUCGAAGCACGCGGCGGCGGCAGCCACUGCGGCCGAAGUCGAAGUCGAUGCGAGAGACGCCCAGGGCCAGUGGCGCAUCGGAGGCCACCAGGUGCGCGAUGUCAUUGAAGGACUCAUCGCGCGGAUCUGGGCUGCGGCGGGUAAGGGCAGCCUCGACCAUCUCUACGAGGAUCCGGGGCGGAAGCGGGGCUUCCCCGUGCUCUCCUACUGGACUGCCAUGACCACCUACGGCUCCGACAAGCCUGAUCUGCGGUACGGCCUGCGCAUUUCGGACAUCUCGUCUGGCCUUCGACACCACGAGGACGCCGCCGAAUCGCCGUCGCCAUCCCCGGCCCAGAACGAGGAUGUCGGCGUGGCGCUCGAGAUCCUCCCGCAUCACCAUACUAACGCCGGCAAGCUGUCCAACAAGGAGCUCGAGGGCCUGCUGGCGCCGUUCCGGGGUCAGGUCGAGCGAUUCCGGAUCGCGUCUUGGCACAACACCAACGAACUCGCCGCGCUGCUGCUCAAAAAGAGCCAGAGGGUUCGCCACGCCCUCUCGCACCACCGCGACGGCGAGCUGCAGGCAUCCGAGGUCGACGUGGACCGCCUCUCGAGUCACCUCGCCAAGGUGCUCGCCUCGUCGCGCGCCUCGGAGGGGAUCGCGGCCGACGGCGAUGGCGCGGUCGACGUCUUCGUGUCGACGCGCCCGUCCCCGCCAGAGGGCGGCUCGACGCCGCUGGGCGACCUGCGCAAGUCGCUAGCGUCGCUGCUGAGCUCCAAGGGGCUGCUGAGCGUGUCGAUGAAGCCGCAGUUUGCGUGGAUCACCGAGUUCCCGCUCUUCACGCUGGCCGACGAGGACAAAAACGAGCUGUCGCGUCUCUCUUCGGGCCCAACGGCGGCGGCGGCGGCAGCGGCAGCGGCAGCGGGAGGCGGCGUCGAGACGAGAUGGCAGUCGUCCCACCACCCCUUUACGGCGCCCAUGGCCGAGGACGCCCACGUGCUCGCCAACCGCGCGGGUGGGGUGGAUGCGUCGCGCGUGGGGAGCGUGCGCGGGCAGCACUACGACCUCGUCCUGGACGGGCAGGAGAUUGGAGGCGGCAGCGUCAGGAUCCACGAUGCGGCCAUGCAGCGCCGGGUGUUUGAGGACGUGUUGAAGUUGACGCCCUCGGAGACGUCUAGAUUCUCACACCUCCUGCACGCCCUCUCGUGCGGCGCACCACCGCACGGCGGCAUCGCACUCGGCUUCGACCGGCUGAUGGCCAUCGUGUGUGGCGCCACUUCGAUCCGCGACGUGAUUCCCUUUCCGAAAAUGGGCAGCGGCGUCGAUCCCGUCUUUGGGAGUCCCUCCACCAUCGACGACGAGGCCGGUUCGUCUUCGGACUCGACGACCGAGCUGACUAGGUCGGAUGAGGUGCUCAGGUUGUACGGCCUUCGCCGGCUCUAG
Pseudozyma flocculosa PF-1 is the source of this 2502-nucleotide messenger RNA. RefSeq lists its product as uncharacterized. The record is from RefSeq and is a predicted model, not a curated record. Gene Ontology annotation, biological process: aspartyl-tRNA aminoacylation. Gene Ontology annotation, molecular function: nucleic acid binding; ATP binding; aspartate-tRNA ligase activity. Gene Ontology annotation, cellular component: cytoplasm; mitochondrion. The transcript has 3 exons. Bases 1 to 2502 code for a protein of 833 amino acids. Lineage: Eukaryota; Fungi; Basidiomycota; Ustilaginomycetes; Ustilaginales; Ustilaginaceae.